AUGGAUCAGAACACGCCGAGCCCGAACAACCAGGAAGACUCGGAUAAGACUCCCCGCUCUGAACUCCCCUCUGUCGCUGUCACCCCUUCGCCUGCUUGUGAGGAUCCUCAGCGCUCCUCCGAGGACGAUUACUUUGCUCUGAAGCCUGCCUCGAAUCGUAAUUCGCUUCUGUCCCCCGCAGUCACCGCUACCCCUCAUAGCCUCCGACGUACAACCACCUAUCCAGAUACUCCCAACAGGCCUGCUGUCACGAGGGACCUUUCCCAUGCCUCUGUCGCUAGCGUUGAGAGCAACUUGAGCACCGUCACUGUCAAGGCUUCUGAUUCUGGUCACGAGUCGUCCAGCACGGCAACCUCUCCUCUCUACACACGGCCUAAAUACCCUAAUCAAGCCUUCUCUGCCCUACAGCAACAGCGAUACCCACCACCUCAUCUCCCUCCAACACUGCGCACCAAAACUCAUCAUCCCGCGCAGCCAGGAGACUUCCGUCAAGCGAUAAAUGCUUUGCACAAAACCGGUGCUAGAACUGCCGAUAACACUCCAGCUGUAACACCCGGCUUGUUCACACCUAGUGUGCCUUCAGAGCAAUCGAAUCUGGGCCCUGAUGAACACGGAUUCUACGCGAGCCCAUUUCUCCACUUUACUCACCGCCAAGCACCCAAAGAGACUCACAUUGCCGAUGUUGAUAUUGAUCCUAUAUCCGGAAGAAAACUGAUCAACAACUAUGAGAUCAUUGACGAACUCGGCAGAGGCACACACGGCAAGGUCAAACUCGGUCGCAAUCUUGCUACCAACGAGUAUUUGGGUAACGCCGAAGAUAAGGUCAAGAAAGAGGUCGCCAUCCUGAAAAAGGCUCGACAUCCAAACAUUGUUGCCCUAUUAGAAGUCAUUGACGACCCCGCUCGCAAAAAGGUCUACAUUGUGUUAGAACGCGUCGAGCUUGGAGAAAUUGUAUGGCGUGCGAGCGCUCCCAAGGAGGUUGCUCUGGUAGAGAACCGCCGCUACGUCAGAGAAUCGCACGGUGUCUUUGACGACGAAGAAGCUGAGGCUGAGGACCGUGCUAUCCUCGACGAGGCCAAAACACGGCGUCUCAAACAGCAGAGACGAACCUUGAGAAAGCUACGCCGACAAAGGAAUGCUGGAAGUACUGGACCAGGAGCAUGGAGUUUCGAAUUUGGUGGUGAUACCGACGAAGAUGAUUCGGACGCAGACCAUGCGUCAAGGGUAUCCACAUCGACAACCGAGAAGAGCGCGGAUAAAGUAGGAGUCGAUAGUCGUCAGCUAUCAGCCGUACUCGCACAGUUCUCUAUUGGUGAGAGCGAGGGAGCUGAUCCCGGCACCCCCGUCAAUCCCGUCAAUCCUCAGGCGUUCUGGCAAGAAGUCAGCCCAGUCAAACUCCUGGAAGGGACCAUGUACGGUUCCUACGAAGAAGAAGAGGUAGAUGAAGAAGCAGACCGUGCGCCAAGUUUGGCCAGUAGUGUGCGUUCUUUCGGUGCUCAAGACCUUCGUCAUCCAGAAGAACGCAAAUUCUGGGAUGCUUCAGGAGCCCAGAUUCUUGACCGCGACCUUCAUCCCGAUCUGCAAUUCGUACCCUGUAUGUCUAUGAAUGCUGCUCGAGUAGCCUUCAGGGACACUGUUCUUGGGCUACAGUAUCUCCACUACCAGGGCAUCAUCCAUAGGGACAUCAAGCCUCCUAACCUAUUGCAAACAGCUGACCAUCGGACAAAGAUCUCGGACUUCGGUGUUUCGUAUCUUGGUCGUCCAAUCAAUGACGACCAAGUCCCUGAGAACCUUUCAGAAUCUGACAUGCAGGACUUCGACGAAGCCAAAGAGCUCGCAAAGACCGUUGGCACUGCAGCUUUCUAUGCCCCUGAGCUGUGUUACACUGAUGGGAGUGGUGAAACUCCUCCAGUCGGACCUGCUAUUGAUGUUUGGGCCCUUGGUAUCACUCUGUUUUGUAUGCUCUUCGGUCGCACACCAUUUGUCGACAACGAAUUUGUCGUCAUGCGACGCAUCGCUGAUGAAGAGAUCUACGUGCCCAGGAGGCGUCUGCGACCAGUUGACCCACGUCCCAAAUCUCGUCCAUCUUCUCACGGCCGCUACUUCCCACCUGCCGCCUCGGGCAAGAGGUCAGAAUACGAUCUUGCGUAUGAAGAACUGGACGACUUACUCCUCGACUUGUUCCGUAAGCUGCUUCAGAAGGAUCCGGCGAAACGUAUUACCUUGGAAGAAGUUCGACAUCAUCCGUGGGUGGUCCAAGAUAUCUCAAACAAAACUCUUUGGCUUGAUGACACAGAUCCUUCGAGACAAUCACAUGGCAAGAAAAUCCAGGUCUCUAAGGAAGAAUUACAAGACGCUGUCGUCCCUGUCAAGUUGGUCGAAAGGAUUCGUUCAGGAGUGAAGAAGACCAUAGGAGGUUUAAUGAGCGGCCUAGGUCGCGCCAGUUCGACACGAACGAGAACACCCUCAAUGUCGGGAUCACACCCUCUAUCGGCUAGCUCUUCGAGCAGUGCGAUUAGCCAAGAGGGACGAAGGAAUAGCUUACGAGGAGAUGAGAGUAUUUUCUCUGCCCUGAAAGCUUCUCGUGAGACCGAACACCCUCUGGCACAAAGCGUUACUGUCAGUCCGGAGCAAGGCCCGAAUCGCGACGCCUACUUUUCGAGUCUCAGCACACCAACCGGAGCGACUGACUACCCAAGCCAAGGUGAUAGAUCAAGAUCUAUCAUGUCUACCACCACCUCUGUGCGGACCAUCAAACCAUCCGACACACUUCUUCCACAGAUCACUCCUGAAUCUCCUCCCACGUCUCCCGGGCUAGCUUCUUCGUCCUUCGAUACCGUCACCAACAUUGGUGGUCUCCUGAGCGAUGCUGGCCGUCGCAUAUUGAAGAGCGUCAGAGAUCGCAGUACCGCAGGUCGGAGUACAGACGGACUGGAGAGAUCAGCUAGUAGAGCACCUUCCGAAUCGAGUGAUGCACACGCAGAUCCAAGUGUCGCUGUCAGUAAUACACAAGCCUCAGGCCACCUGGAUCUUCCGGACGUGCUCAAAAACAUCGCACGCCGACGUCUUGAGCAUGAUUCGGCAUGGGACCCCGACAAUCCAGAUCGACUUCCUAACGAAUCAACUGGAGACAAUUUCCGCAGAGCCGAAGAAGAAUGGCUUCGACGCAGCACACGAAAAUCGACAGCCGAAACAAGCAUACACACUAGUCGUGCGACAACCGACAUUCCAGAGACCUGUCCGCCCAGUCCAGAUGAUGAGUUAGAUUUCUAUAACGACAGGGACGAUGGUGAUGAAGACGAUGACGAGGACGAUGAUGACGAUGAUGAAGACGAGUUAGUAAUUGGAGGAUCCCGAUCCGACCCACGCCGACGUAGUGCCUACAUGCACGAGUCCCAGCCUACCAGUCCAACAAGCUAUGUUUCGGGCCUGCAACCUCUGAUGACGCCGAGCUCUUCAGAAGAUCGCUUUCCUCCAAACACACCAAUGUCAUGCUCGAACCCCUCAAUUCCCUCUUUGACGACCAUCGACUCAGAGGCACCGCAAGAAAAAGCAGCGGAUGAGCAAGGCGAGCCUUUAGGUCCCAAUGAGGCACCGUUCACACCUUGUGUUCCUGUGCUUGAGGAUGACGGAUAUACCGGCGAUAAUGCCAUCGAGAGCGAUGAGUCUGAUUAUGAAGACUCGUCUGACGACGACGGCGGUCUGCAGAUGGUACGUCGGCGCUCUGCGCCCUUGACUCCUUCCGGCGGUCGAGGGCUCGGGGUCAGCAGUACAUCAUACUUUCCACACAACCCACGACGAGGAACUGGAUCAUCAGCCUUUUCCAAGAAGUCGUCGAGGAGUGGCAGCAACAACACCAUGAAGAAGAUACGCAGUCAUGAUGAGAGCGACUAA
This is a messenger RNA of Aureobasidium uvarum, 3894 nucleotides long. The record is from the annotation of a GenBank genome assembly. NCBI's taxonomy places the organism in Eukaryota, Fungi, Ascomycota, Dothideomycetes, Dothideales, Saccotheciaceae.